This is a messenger RNA of Manduca sexta (tobacco hornworm), 5461 nucleotides long. It is a transcript of the gene Pex23, whose product is annotated as tectonin beta-propeller repeat-containing protein. The record is from RefSeq and is a predicted model, not a curated record. The transcript is spliced from 6 exons. Gene Ontology annotation, cellular component: membrane. The coding region runs from base 357 to 4160 and encodes 1267 amino acids. Gene Ontology annotation, molecular function: carbohydrate binding. NCBI's taxonomy places the organism in Eukaryota, Metazoa, Arthropoda, Insecta, Lepidoptera, Sphingidae.
CCCACUGUCGCCAGUCUGACUGUCCAUCAGCUGUCACUCACUUUCAUCGGUGAUCCGAAUAGAUUUUCGUUUUUUAUCAUUGACAAUCGUCAUUACAAUUGUUAAUACACUAUGUUUAUCAGGAAUCCUUAUUCAGAACACAAUUAAUAUUAAAACCAUAGAGGAAAAAAGUUGCGAUGUUGCGAUAAACUUACUUCCGUGGCGGAUCUACCAUAUAUAUUAUAAAUCUCUUUGGAUCUACCUCUGCAAUAUAACAAGAAAAAUUAAAAUGUAUCAAUACUAGUGGAAAAAAUAGCAGGAUGCUAAUCUUGCAGUAGAUAAAAUAAAAAUAGUUGGGUUAAAGCUAAAUUUGCAUUAUGUCCAGUAAUUCCUUAUUGUUUUCAAUCAACCAUGAAGGUAAAGUGUAUGCUUUAUCUACUAGUGGCUCAUGUUGGAGAGAAUUUAUGUACUUGGGUUUGGAAUUCAAAACUUUAUCUGCUGUGCCGCAUUUUCUGUGGGCUGUAGGAGGCGAUAGACAAAUUUACCUACAUGUUCAUGGCUUAGAAAUACCGAUUCGAGUCAAAGAAGAAUCAUACGAGAAUGAAAGGUGGUUGCCACUAGAAGGAUUCAGUGGUAGGCUGUUGCCUACAGACAGGUAUCAUUUCUCAUCACAAGAUGGCACAAAGGACCGAUCUAUUGACCGCAUUAGAUUACCCUCUAUGGCUUGGCAGUGGGAGGGUGACUGGCAGCUAGAAUUGACAUUGGAUGGUCAGCCUUUAGAUCAUGAUGGUUGGAGUUAUGCCAUAGAUUUUCCAGCACAAUUUGGUCCAACUAAACAGUGGAAGUCUUGUGUGAGGAGAAGGAAAUGGAUAAGGUACAGAAAGUUCAGUGCUAUGAAUUCAUGGUGUGCUAUAGCUCCUCUACACAAGGAUCCCACACAGGAACCAUUUAUAGAUGUCAGUAUUGGUGGCAAUCAAAUACCAUAUGCCAGUUCUGGCACACUGUCAGUUUGGGCUAUAACAGCUCAUGGCCGUGUAAUGUAUCGGACUGGUGUAAGUACAACCUCACCUGAGGGCUUGAAAUGGAUUAAUAUUAGCAUUCCACCAAACUGUGAUAUUAAACAGAUCUCUGUAGGUUCUACUGGUUUAGUAUGGGCACUUCUUUGGACAGGUAGAGUUAUUGUAAGAAAAGGGGUUACUAAGGAUUGCCCAACAGGUGAGGCUUGGUUGGAAGUGAAGUCACCAAAUGAAACUAAAUUAACAUCUAUAUCUGUGGGGUAUAAUGCUAUAUGGGCUGUGGGGUCUGACACCAGGGUAUGGUUUAGAAAGGGUAUAGAUGGCAAUAAUGCUGGAAACUCAGAGGCUGCUGCUAUAGGUAGUGGAUGGUUAGAAAUAACAGGCAACAUGUCACAAAUAUCUGUUGGAAUAAAUGACCAAGUAUUUGCCAUUGGGGACUCUGAUAAGUGCAUUUAUUGGCGAAGUGGGAUUACCCCAACUGAACUAACCGGUAAGAGGUGGAAAAUGAUUCAAGCUAACAUGCAACUCAGUCGCACAUCAAGCUCAGCAAGUGUUGUUUCAUCAGUAUCCAACCCUAAACAUCAUAGUUUAAGUAUGCUAAGUGAAACAGCACCAGAACGUAAGUCAAAUAUUAAUUUACACAAUUCUUGGGAAGAGUCUCAUUCUGCACCUAUAGAACACACCCUGCCAGUUAAAUCACAACGAGAAUCACGGCCUAAAAGUAACAAUAUUAAUUUGGAAAACAUUGAUUUAACUGGAAAAAGUUAUGAAACCACUCUCAAGAAUCCACGUGCUUGGAGUCCCGUGAGAAGUGUAGGUUCAGUGGUGGGCAUGGAAGCACAACCAGACAGUGACAGCAGUGUAUUCGAUGUUGAUUCUGGCAUGUUUUUUGAUGAUGAAAUAAGUCAAACUGCCUGGGGUACCUGUGAAGCAACUUGGGCUUUUGUGGAAGCUGGAGCUUGUUCUAUGGAUGUAAUGCAAGUACCUCAUUGGUUUACUGACUUUCAAAACAUAAAUAAUUCAGAUCUUAUUGCAAAGUGGAGGAUUCAAAUUUUGCAGAGUUUGAAAAAUAGAAAUAGCAUUCAAAAUCUUGAUCUGUCGCAUUAUGGAGCAGCAGUGGAAGAGAAAGGCUGGACUCGCAGCUGUGAGGCCAGGCUGGUGCAUCCAAGCAACAUAAGUGAAGAAUGUAUAUUGUCUUUGUAUUGGCAUGACUUAGAAAAUACAGGAACUUUGUCAAUUUUCCAAGCUGAUGGUACUAUAAAAUUUAUAAUAAGUUUAUGUGAAGUAACAAGUGUCUAUGUGUCAUCAGAACCAGGAAAUGCCAGAAUUAGCCUCUCAGUUCCGCGCCAUAGUGAAGGCACAAUUAAAAUACAAUUUAUUUCAGAAAUGGAACAAGAGGAAUGGUUAAAUGUUUUGGUUGAUAUUACAUCUCAAAUAAAUGGUCUUUCUGGCAAACCUUCUGCCAAUUCAGUAUGGGCUGUAACAAUGGCUGGUGAUGUCUUAAACUGGGAUCCAAUGCCUACUAAAGUGAACAGCGAAAAAAAUGGUACUUAUACUAAAGAAUUUCAAGUUUUUGGAAAAGACAUACUUUCUGGAUUAACAACAAAUUUGUAUAACAAUUUUCCUCCUGGCAGCAGUUUAAUCCUCACAGGUUGUUUAUGUGAUGAAAUUAAACGAUGUUCUAUAAAUUUGUGUGGUCCUGAAGUUAAAAAGCAAAGACAUAAGAUAGAGAUGGAAGUUGUGGAAAUACCAUUCCAUUUUAAUAUAAGAUUUGAUGAGAAUGUUGUAGUUUGUAAUACAAUGAUGUUUGGAAGUUGGGGUGUAGAGGAACGACAUGAGUUACCAUUGAAACCAGGCCAGGAGUUCUCGAUGAUAAUUAUUUGUGAAGUUAAUGAGUUGAGAGUCGUCAUUAAUGGUAAAAGUUAUUGUAGCUAUAAACACAGAGUGAGUCCUGAAAGCAUAACUUCUGUGUCUGUGAAAGGACCAUUAAAGCUAUUCACAAUGGAAUAUUGCACAACAAGUGUCAUUAUAGGGGCAGAUGAAAUGUUCUGGCGCAUGAUGGGAGGAUAUUUGCGCCGCGUAGAAUGUUCUGAAAACGGCGUAGUGUGGGGCAUAUCUCAUGACCACAGGGCUUGGGUCUACACUGGAGGUUGGGGUGGUGGAGUUCUUAAAGGUAUUGGAAGCAAAGAAGCCAUUCAUUCAAUGACUGAUACUCAAACAUAUUGCGUAUACGAAAAUCAAAGAUGGAACCCGCUCUCUGGUUACACUUCUACAGGGCUCCCCACAGAUCGGUACAUGUGGAGCGAUAUAACUGGGAAGCAUAAAAGGACUCGUGAACACACCAAACUUCUGAGCCGUCAUUGGCAUUGGAUUUCAGAAUGGAUGAUAGAUUACAACACACCAGGUGGAGUAGAUACAGAUGGCUGGCAAUAUGCAACAGAUUUCCCAGCUCCAUAUCACGGAAAAAAAAUCUUUACUGAUUGCGUCCGAAGAAGAAGGUGGUAUAGAAAAGCUCAAAUAAUUACCGAAGGACCUUGGGUACGUGCUGGCAGCACAGCAUUACUCGAUAUAUCUUUAUGGGUUAAUGGUGACGAAGUAUCUGUUUGGGCUAUUACAUUAGGUGGUGAUGCAAUUUACCGCACAGGAGUUACACCUUCAACACCGGCAGGCCAACAUUGGGAACACAUAAACAGCCCACAGUCAUUAAUCGCAAUAAGCACAUGCAACAAUGUUGUUUGGUCGGCUGGACGAAAAGGCGAGUUGUACUGCAGAGAUAUUUCAAAAGAGAAUCCAGGGGGACUCACUUGGAAAUUAGUGGAGCAACCAAAGAGUGGCAACCCUUAUAUUCAUAAAAGCGCUGGCGCUAAAGUAGUCUCCCUCACUGAAGUGUCUGCGUGGGUUAUUCUCUCGGAUGGUGCUAUUGCGGUCAGGACCCAUAUUUCAAAAGAGAAACCAGAAGGCAAGGAAUGGAAAUAUUUAUCCGAUAGCGACCUGACGUUCAAAUACGUAUCGAGCAUGCACCAAGCAGUUUGGGCUGUUUGUUCGGCUGGGACGCUCCAGCGCCGGCUCGGUGUGACGACAGACAACCCGGCGGGCACUGCCUGGCAACGAGUUCUGUCUGGCUCUAUCGUGCACGUGUCUGCGAGAGGACUGGCGCCACGCUAGCAACACAACACGCUAUAGCCUGUUUUCUCUGCGAAAUCGAUAACACAUUGAACGCCAAUACCUACCAGUGAUUGCAUUUGUUUGAAUGUAAUUCAGAAUUAUUUUUUUCUUUUAUUGGAUUUUAAAGUAAUGAAUUGCAUUUACGUUGAUAUGUAUUUUAAAUACUGUAAUGUAUUUUUAAGGUCUUCAAAUUUCUAAACAAUGCAGCGUCGGUGUAAUAGUCUUGUAAAUGACAAAUAUAUAUUGUAGUAUCGGAAAAUGUGAAGUCAUGACUCAUUACCUACUAAAGCUAUCUAGAGGACCAUUGAGUUAUUUUUAUUUAAUUUAAAAAACGAAUAAAAAAUAUUUUGUAGACCCAGUUAUCUGGCGUUCAAUUUGUUACUUUUAUGAAUAGCAUUGUAAUUGUAAUUUGUCAACAAAUAUGUAUAAAAUUAAGGUGCUAUUGUGUAUGUAAAAGUUGUUGGCAGCGGGGUUCGGGGACGCUAGCUACGAACUCUCAGGUAUCGGAAUCCGAUUAUGGAACACGACUGAUACUCGCUAGGCACGAGCAAGAACUUGCAUAUGGCCAUUAAUAUGUAAACAGCUAAUUGAGCCGCAGUUCCAUUGCUGCGUAGGAUGUGUGCGCAGAAUUUACAGUUAGCUGCUUGGGUGCGUAGCCCACAGAGCAGCACAUGCGACUGUGAUAUUGGAAUAUGUUGAAACAUUAAACGAACUAAAACAAUCCUCAUAGCUAUGACUAAGAUGCAGCUAUAGCAUUGAACUACAUGGAUAUGUUCAAAGUAGAACGAAGUACUGGCCCCGAUACUUCAUCUUUUAAAGCUUUUUUUUUUAUUAUGUAAUCACUGUGUUCGCUCUGGUGACACCUAUGUGGCUGCCAAUGCCUUUCGCGUACACCUCAUAAUUGCAUCAGAGGCUGAGUAUGCUUUGUGGUCAAAAAUGCCAAUAAUGAGCAACUAAAAUAUAUAAAGUAUUAUGUUUUUUAAGCCAAAAUUUAAUCAGCUUAUGAUCUCCGUAUUUAGAUUUUUAUUGAUGUAUUUAUUAGCUUGUAAUCUUUCAUUAGGUGUUGUUUAUUCUUUGUUUUUUAAGAGUAAUUGCUCAUACUUAUGUCAAAUAGUUUAUUCUACAUUUAGUAUGUAAUGUAAGAAAAGACAAUUUUUAAUUAUUAUUAUUUUCUAGUCAUUUAUUUUAUUUACUGGAAUUACAAAUUUUAUGAGGUGUCUAGAUUUGUAUGUGCCAGCAGAUAUAUCAAAAUUAAGCUUUCUAUUUAUAAGCCCAUAUUAAACUGAGAUACAAAAUAUAAA